Molecule: messenger RNA, 303 nt
Organism: Verticillium alfalfae VaMs.102
Lineage: Eukaryota; Fungi; Ascomycota; Sordariomycetes; Glomerellales; Plectosphaerellaceae
Exons: 1
Coding region: 1-303 (100 amino acids)
Source: RefSeq, a predicted model, not a curated record
AUGGCGAGUGGCGGCGAGCCCGGUCUCUGCUGCGAUCGCGUUGUUUGUCGUGGGGGGAAGGAGUCGGCCUCUCAGAAGACGGGCGCUUGGGAUGCGGGUCUCGUGGACGUCUAUCAGGAUUUCGGUCGCUAUCGUGGGGCCGACGAGGAGGAGGCGAUGCAGAUCUGCGAGAGCCUGCCGCAGCUUGACCUGGUCUGCCACGAUCUCUGCGCUCCUGGACGUGUCUCCGGUCGUCUCUCAUUGCAACAUGUCGGGAACGACGUGGAUGACCAGAGGAAGGCUCCAUCGCGGCAAUACAACUGA